Impatiens glandulifera is the source of this 4793-nucleotide messenger RNA. Its product is annotated as CLIP-associated protein. Gene Ontology annotation, cellular component: cytoplasmic microtubule. Bases 208 to 4494 code for a protein of 1428 amino acids. The transcript has 21 exons. The record is from RefSeq and is a predicted model, not a curated record. NCBI's taxonomy places the organism in Eukaryota, Viridiplantae, Streptophyta, Magnoliopsida, Ericales, Balsaminaceae. Gene Ontology annotation, molecular function: microtubule binding. Gene Ontology annotation, biological process: microtubule cytoskeleton organization.
ACCGACUCCGUCCAUCGGCAAUCAUCUCCGACUACUCUUUCUCUCUCUUGAUAUUUCACACUUGAAGUCUCUCUCUCUGAAGUGCGCUAUAUCACAUCCACCUAACUUAAUACCUACCGUUCACUAAUCCGGGUAAGAUCCGAGAUCCUUCUUCACUAGAUCGAUCGAUCAUUCAACUUCGAUAAUUCCUCCUCAACGAAUGCGACAAUGGAGGAGGCGCUUGAGAUGACUAGGGCUAAGGACACCAAGGAGAGGAUGGCUGGCGUAGAACGUCUACACGAAGUUCUAGAAGCUACUAGGAAGACUCUUUCCUCAUCCGAAGUCACUUCUCUAGUAGAUUGCUGUUUGGAUCUCGUCAAGGACAACAACUUUAGGGUUUCUCAGGGUGCUUUACAGUCUCUUGCUUCUGCUGCUGUUCUUUCGGGAGAGCAUUUUAAGCUUCAUUUCAAUGCUUUAGUUCCUGCUGUUGUUGAGAGGUUAGGUGAUGCCAAACAACCUGUUCGUGAUGCUGCUAGACGAUUAUUGCUCACUCUAAUGGAGGUCUCUUCACCAACAAUAAUUGUCGAGCGUGCGGGAUCGUAUGCUUGGACUCAUAAAAGCUGGAGAGUUCGAGAAGAAUUUGCCCGUACAGCCACAUCUGCAAUUGGUCUUUUUGCAUCGACUGAACUUCCACUUCAGCGUGCUAUACUUCCUCAUAUUUUGCAGAUGUUGAAUGAUCCAAAUCAUGCUGUAAGAGAAGCCGCUAUAUCAUGCAUUGAGGACAUGUACUCACAUGGGGGGCUUCAGUUUCGUGAUGAACUUCAACGUCACCAUCUCCCUUCAUCAAUGUUGACGGAAAUUUAUGCUAGGCUAGAGAGAAUUGAACCUAAAAAUCACUCUUCAGAUGGAGUCACAAGAAACUAUAAUAUUGUGGAUGCUAAGCCUGCCAGUCUUAAUCCCAAAAGGAGCAGCCCAAAGGCAAAAAACUCAACAAGAGGGGAGGGCUCACUGUUUGGAGGAGAUGGUGACAUUACAGAAAAACCAAUUGAUCCAAUUAAAGUUUACUCUGAUAAGGAAUUGAUCAGAGAGUUUGAGAUCAUUGCUUCGACUCUCGUGCCAGAUAAAGAUUGGUCUAUACGAAUUGCUGCCAUGCAGAGAGUUGAAGCUCUUGUGAUAGGAGGUGCUGCUGAUUAUCCAAGUUUUCGUAUGGUUUUGAAACAGCUUGUUGGCCCGUUAAGCACACAAUUGUCUGAUCGGAGAUCUACCAUAGUCAAGCAGGGUUGCCGCUUACUGUGUUUUUUAUCUAAAGAACUGUUGGGAGAUUUUGAAGGAUGUGCUGAAAUUUUCAUUCCAGUCCUUUUCAAGCUUGUUGUCAUAACUGUACUUGUAAUAGCAGAAUCAUCUGAUAAUUGUAUCAAGACGAUGAUACGUAAUUGUAAAGUAUCUCGAAUUCUUCCUCGAAUAGCUGAUUCUGCAAAGAAUGACCGAAAUGCUGUACUUCGUGCCAGGUGUUGUGAAUAUGCAUUAUUGGUUCUAGAACAUUGGCCUGAUGCACCUGAAAUACAACGAGCAGCUGAUCUCUAUGAAGAUCUCAUAAAGUGUUGUGUUGGAGAUGCAAUGAGUGAGGUACGGGCAACUGCAAGAACUUGCUAUAGGUUGUUUGCAAAGACCUGGCCGGAGCGCUCCCGCAAACUUUUUUCAUCAUUUGAUCCAGUUAUUCAGAGGGUAAUAAAUGAUGAAGAUGGAGGCAUCCAUAGGAGACAUGCUUCUCCUUCUAUUCGUGAAAGAGGGGCACAAGUUUCCUUUUCACAUCAAACAUCAGCGCCUACAAAUCCUCCUGGUUAUGGGACUUCAGCUAUUGUUGCUAUGGACAGAAGUUCAGGUUUGCCAUCAAGUACUUCUGUCUCCUCUGGUCUACUUCUAUCACAGGCAAAAUCAACCAGUAAAGGUUCAGAGCGCAGUUUGGAAAGUGUUCUGCAGGCAAGUAAGCAGAAGGUUUCAGCUAUUGAAAGUCUUCUUAGAGGGUUGGAUGCAUCUGACAAACAUAAUCCAUCCCUCCGAUCAUCUAGUUUAGACCUAGGAGUUGACCCCCCAUCAUCUCGUGAUCCACCAUUUCCCCUUGCUGUUCCUGCUUCAAAUAGUCUCACAAGCGCCUUGUCGCUUGAUUCUACUGCCACUGGUAUAUCUAAGCCCCGCAAUCGGAAUGGAGGUCUGGGUUUGUCUGAUAUCAUCACUCAGAUUCAAGCAUCUAAGGAUGCAAGUAAACUGUCAUACCGUGGUAUUGUUGGAUCUGAAUCAUUAUCAUCCCUGUCAUCUUACUCAGCCAAGAGAGCUUCUGAGAAGCUACAUGAGAGAGAUUCUAGUGAAGACUAUGCUGAUGUUAGGGAGACCAGACGAUUGAUGAAUCUGCAUGUGGAUCAACCAUACUUGGAUAAUGCACCUUAUAAGGAUGCAAACUUUAGGGAGUCUCAUCAUAAUUACGUUCCCAACUUUCAGAGGCCGCUUCUAAGGAAGAAUGUUGCUGGACGAACGCCAGCAAGCCGGAGGAGAAGUUUUGAUGAUAGCCAGUUGUCAUUAGGGGAAGUGUCAAGCUAUACAGAUGGUCCAGCUUCUCUUAGCGAUGCUUUGAGUGAAGGACUCAGUCCAAGUUCAGACUGGAAUGCAAGGGUUGCUGCAUUUAAUUAUCUUCAUGCUUUAUUGCAGCAAGGUCCAAGAGGUGUUCAAGAAGUUAUGCAGAACUUUGAGAAAGUAAUGAAGUUGUUCUUCCAGCACUUAGAUGACCCACACCAUAAAGUUGCCCAGGCGGCUCUCUCUACACUUGCAGAUAUUAUUCCAGCUUGUAGAAGACCUUUUGAAAGCUACGUGGAGCGAAUUCUACCCCAUGUUUUCUCCCGUUUGAUAGAUCCAAAGGAAUUGGUACGACAACCUUGCUCAACAACUUUGGAAAUUGUUGGUAAAACUUAUGGUGUCGAUUCCUUGUUACCAGCUCUGCUUAGAUCACUGGAUGAACAACGAUCACCAAAAGCAAAAUUGGCUGUUAUUGAGUUUGCCAUUGGUUCCUUCAACAAACAUGCUUUGAACUCUGAAGGUUCUGGCAAUACUGGUAUUCUGAAACUGUGGCUAGCUAAAUUGGCACCUUUGGCUCAUGAUAAGAAUACAAAGUUAAAGGAGGCAGCUGUUACAUGUAUUAUAUCAGUUUAUUCCCACUUUGAUUCAGCUGCAGUCUUGAAUUUCAUUCUUAGUUUAUCUGUUGAAGAACAAAAUUCUUUGAGGCGAGCUCUUAAGCAGUAUACUCCUCGUAUAGAGGUGGAUUUGAUGAACUUCUUGCAGAACAAGAAAGAGAGGCAGCGGACCAAGUCAUCUUAUGAUCCGUCUGAUGCUGUUGGAACUUCUUCGGAAGAAGGAUUUGUUGGAGCCUCUAGAAAGAACUUUGGUAAGUAUACCUCUGGUUCCAUGGAUAGUGACAGUGGCAGAAAAUGGAAUUCUACACAAGAUAUCAUCCAAGUUACAGGAUCUGGACACCGAAUUGCAUCUGAUGAAGCUCAGGAACAGCCUUACCAUGGUCUUGGGAGUGGUGUAAACAUUGAGGUCCUGGGUUCUAAGAGCAAAGACCUGAAGUAUAUGGUUAGUAGUGUAGACAACACAAAUAUUGAUACUUCUACUCCCCGUUUGGAUAUUAAUGGGCUAAGGAAUUCUCACCACCAAGGACUCACUUCACGCUCUAGGAUUGAUUAUGAACCUCCGUCUGAACCAGAUCAUCCAAAACUUGCUGCCUUGAAGACCAACACCAAUCCUGACAUGGGUCUAAGCAUUCCUCAAAUUCUCCAUCUGAUAUCUAACGGCAAUGAUGGAAGCCCUAAUAGUAGCAAGCGUGGUGCACUUCAGCAGUUAGUUGAAGCCUCUGUGGCCAAUGAUCAGUCCAUCUGGACCAAGUACUUCAAUCAGAUUUUGACAGUAGUUCUGGAGGAGCUGGAUGAUUCAGAGCCUUUGAUUAGGGAACUCACUCUGUCAUUGAUAAUUGAAAUGCUAAAAAAUCAGAAAAUUGCCAUGGAGGACUCGAUUGAGAUUGUUAUUGAGAAAUUACUCCAUGUUACAAAAGAUAUUGCUCCUAAGGUUGGAAAUGAAGCGGAGCACUGUUUGACCAUUGUCUUGUCUCAGUAUGAUCCAUUUAGAUGUCUAAGCGUCAUUAUACCCCUGUUGGUUACUGAAGAUGAGAAAACCCUUGUGACUUGCAUAAAUUGUUUAACAAAGUUGGUUGGCAGGCUAUCCCAGGAGGAACUGAUGAAUCAGUUGCCAUCAUUUCUGCCUGCACUCUUUGACGCAUUUGGGAAUCAGAGCGCUGAUGUUCGUAAGACGGUUGUUUUCUGUUUGGUGGACAUAUAUAUUAUGCUUGGAAAAGCGUUUCUCCCUUACUUGGAGGGGCUCAACAGCACUCAAUUGAGGUUGGUGACUAUAUAUGCUAACCGGAUCUCACAGGCCAGGUCUGGCACUCAAAUUGAUACGAGCCAAGAUUAAGCGUAGUUUGUGUAGAACCAUAAAGUAUGAAAAGAAAAAUGCAAUAACAAAAAUAUUCAUAUGAUUAGUUGGUUUGAGUGGGGUGGGCAUUUGACUUGAAAUGUGUUGUUUUAGUUUGUAAAGUGUGAAAUACGUACUCAGAGAGUCGGGUGUUUAUUAUUAUUAUUAUUAUUUUAUUUGUGUUGUGUUAUUUUCUUUACAUUCGAUUUUAUCCCUAUUUGGGGAGAGUGAUUUUGCUUGUUGUGAAAUUGUACAAACAAACAUUGUGGCCAUAAUGAAAACAUCACUAUUUGGGGAAA